AUGGAGUCUCUAAUUACCACUCCUCAGAUCAACCUUCUUAAGUUUAUUGAUGACUCAAAGACAAGCCAAAUCAAGAUUAAUCAGCAUAUAUCUUCGCCUUUGUAUAGAGAACAAGCUGAGAAGAGGAGCAAAAUGAUAAGUGAUAUUUUCUAUGAUCUCCUCCUUGUUCUUCCGAAGGGAGACUACUACUGUGGGAGAGUAGUAAUCUAUUUCGUACUGAACUCGGAAGAAGACACUAUCUUCCUUGACUACGAGUUCUAUUCAAUUCAGGAGAUUGAAGUCAACGGGUGCAAUGUUCCCAUUGAUCCUGAUGCAGCAGAUCUCAAUGAUUUACUCAACCAUAAAUACUUUGUAGAAGGGUCUAAUUGUAUCAGAAUAAAGUAUGUAAAUAAAUACAAGAAGACUGGCAUUGGUCUUCAUAAAUUUAUCGAUCCUUCUGACCAGAAGGAGUAUAUUUACUCGCAGUUUGCUAUUUAUAAUGCACAUAAAGUAUUCCCAUGCUUUGAUCAACCAGACUUAAAGGCAAGAAUGGGUCUCACUCUUGUGUCUCCAGAAUCGCAUGAAAAUUUGAGUAAUUCCCAAGAAAUCAUACAGAUUAAAAGUAAAUCCUCUCAUGAAGAAUGUGAAGAGCUCCUUGAUAAUUAUAACUUAGGGUUUGCCAAAGAUCUUUUUACUGGUGGAUACAAAAUAUCUAAGUUUAGCAAUGACCAAUUGAUGUCUUCAUACCUUUUCUGCAUAAUUUCAGGUCCUUUUGAUGUGCACAGUAGAGAAGAAAAUAUUCCAGGCAGAGAUACUAAACUUAAAAUGAGAUAUCUCUGAAGAGAAUCUUUGAAGCCAAAAGCUAAUAAAAUUUAUGAAGAUGUUCAUGAAGCUACCCUUACUGGAAUAUACUGGUACAGUGACUUCUUUGGGACCCCAUUUGUAUGGGAGAAAUAUGACCAGAUUUUCUGCCCUGAAUUUAAAUUUGGAGCAAUGGAAAAUGCAGGGGCUGUUACUAUAUCUGAGACUAGCAUUCCUUUGGAAGAAUACACAACUAAUAAAUGACUCAGUAUUCAAAAUAUUGUCCUCCAUGAGCUCUGUCACAUGUGGUUUGGAAAUCUAUGAACAAUGAAAUGGUGGAAUGAUCUCUGGCUAAAUGAGGCUUUUGCAACUUACAUGUCUUACCUCUGUGUGGACCAGAAUCAAUCGCUUUCUUCCAAGACUCCUGGGAUUUGGAUCGCUUUCAACAAGGGUAAACAGAGUGCUAUAAAUAUUGACACUCUAUCAAAUACACAUCCAAUUGUGAAAUACACGCCUCACACAGACUCUGCGGAGGAUCUUCUGAAUUCUAUCACUUAUGGUAAAGGUCCAAGCUUCCUGAAACAGCUUGUAAAGAUUAUCGGUAUUGAUUUGAUGAAGCAAACAUGAAGUCUUUAUUUUAAAAAGUUUGCUUGGCAAAACACCACACUUGAAGACUUUGUCUCAUGCCUUGUAGAAUCCAGUGAAGGAAUCACUUUUGAGGAAAAUUUUAACCUUGAAAAAUUCUGAGUGGACUUUCUUAAUUCUAAAGGGGUAAAUACAAUUUAUGCAAAGAUUAAUGAGAAUGAGGAAGAGGAAGAAGAUAGUACAUGUGUUUCUUUCAUUCAAAAGCAAGGAGUACACUCUAGCAAAGUUAACCACCAACUAAUUGAUUAUUGUAUCAUUUCCAAGAAUAGUCAAGAAAAUUCCUAUGAUUUUAAUUACUACUCCUUGAUGUUGAAUGAUAAGCGUAAUUAUGAGCAAAGAGUAGAGCAUUCAGAAUGCUCUGUGUCGACGAGCUUUGUGAUUCCCAAUUCCGGAGACCAUGCUUAUAUUCAAGCAAUCCCUGACAAUUUCUUAAUAAAGGAGCUUCAAAAUGGGUUACUCUCAAAAAUUCCCGACGAGGUUGAUAGAGUUAUUGUUUGGCGUGGUAUAGUCUCUCUCUGCAGUAAAAUGAAGCUCAAGCCUUCUGCACUUAUGAAUAUUAUCUAUGAAAACUUCCCUGAUGAAGAAAAUCUUAUGAUUCAGGAUAUACUUGGUCCAUGCUUCUUCUCUUGAGCGUUCCAUUAUCUUCCAAGGGCAAGGUUUGAGUCUAUAUGAAAAUAAGCUAUGUUUAAGGUAUUACAGAAGAAUUUUAGAAAUUGCUCAGAAAUUUGAGGAGGAACCAACUAAACAUUAUGAGGAAUUGAUAAAGGUUCUGAAAUCUUCCAUGAUAAAUUACUUAUAUGGUAAUGAGCAAGCCCAAAUGGCUACGAAGUGGCUCCAGAAGGGGUACAUUACUGAUGAAGAAGACAAGAUUGUAGAGGCACUAAAUCUUACUCUCAGUGACCGUCAUAAGCUUCUGAAAGAGAUUUUCCAGUAUGAUUCUAUUGAUCUCAAGGUGAAACAAGAGCUACUUCAGAAAGAACUUGAUGUUGAUAAGAGUGAUACAGCCCACAGACUCAAGAUUUGUUGAGAUUCUUCAAUACCUGAUUUAGAGAAUAAAGCUAAAGUUUGGGAAAUGAUCAUUCAUCCUUGGGACUACCAAUUAUCAAUCUAUGAUUACAAGGAAUAUAUUAGAGGAUUUAUGGCAAUAUCGCAGUGGGAGUUACUUAAAGAAUAUGAAGAUAAAUAUUUAGAAGCCCUUCCAACUUUUGCUGAUUGAGGAGAUAAAGAAUAUAUGGAUACUUUCGUCUCUGAAGCAUAUCCUAAAUUUCUUAAUGACGAAGAUGGAUAUCUUCAAAAAUUAGAAGAAAUCUACUCCAGAUAUAGAUUAAAAGACCCUAUCAAAUAUGAUUCCUUUCUCAGGCUUGUCGGAGGCCAACAGUACGAAUACAUCAAAGGGUACAGAUCUAUUAGGAACUAUGAGAUGCAAGACUCAGACUCUGACGGACAAGAGGGUGCUCCACAGCCUUGUACUGGAUCAUAAAAUUAGUUGAG
Messenger RNA from Moneuplotes crassus, 2916 nucleotides. The record is from the annotation of a GenBank genome assembly. Lineage: Eukaryota; Ciliophora; Spirotrichea; Euplotida; Euplotidae.